Molecule: messenger RNA, 2026 nt
Organism: Anoplopoma fimbria (sablefish)
Lineage: Eukaryota; Metazoa; Chordata; Actinopteri; Perciformes; Anoplopomatidae
Product: oocyte zinc finger protein XlCOF22-like
Exons: 5
Coding region: 253-2016 (587 amino acids)
Cellular component (GO): nucleus
Source: RefSeq, a predicted model, not a curated record
CUCACGCCGAUCGGUCAGUACCACGCGUAGAUGGUCAACAGCCGCCAUGUGGGCUUCACAUCACGUGCAUUCUCAUCCUGUAACGCACUUCUUUGCAGGUUUUGUCGUCACAAUGUCUCCCGGUGUUAUAAUGACAGUCAUGUGUGCAGGAACAGAGUGAGGGCACGUGGUGGUGGGAAGGGACCAGAACAGCGGCGCACGAAAGUUAACCAUCCAAAACAUUUGUGAGCAGCUCCCACCCAUUCUUCAAAGAUGUCUGACCUUCUGCUGAAAACGUUCAGGGCACAGCUGACCACGAGCAUGGACUCGGUCCUGAGGAGAGCCGUGUUGGAAAUCAUGAUGAUCUUUGAGAACAGUCUCCAUGACCACCAAAUGGAGCUAGUGCAGAAGGGAGAAGAGGUUGCUCAACUGAAAGUAAAGCUGCAGAGAGCAGAAGUUAAGCUGAGUGAAAUCGAGCACGGAGGCGACAGAGGAACUGAGACGAAGAAGCGAGAGUCUGAAGAUGUGCCGAGUGGCCCAGAACAAACUUCUGAUGUUCCCGAGAUUGAUUUUACAGUACCUGAUGACUGGUGUGCUCCCCUGGGCUGCGAGACUCAGACCAAGCAAGAAGAAGGCUUUUGUCCCAGUGUAAGACUUCGCCCGCUGUCCAUCCCUCUGUGGCCCAUUCCGAUCAUCAAGCAAGAGGUUGUUAACCAUGACAUAGUCUCCUACCAGCAAACUAAGAGUCUUAGGAGAUCCAGAAGAGGUUCCUCAUCAAACGAGAGGCACACACAAAAGGAACAAGUAACUCGACGUCGACCGGUGAGAAGCGACAUGAAGAAACUGCUCCUAGACAUCAAACAGGAAUAUACUGACCCGACAGGAGGUGCAGGUCCUAGAAGAAGAGGGAAACAUGUAACAGGAAAAGAGCCAGAGAAUACGAUGAAGAGCAAAAGAGAGGGGAAAAAAAUCGCAGCAGCUGAGUCUAGAGAAAAGGAGACGGUGAAAAAUGACAGUGGAAAAAGGUAUAUCUGCAAGUUUUGUAAGAAGGAAUUUAAUACAAUGUUUGGCCGAAGUGUGCAUGUACGAUCACACAAGAAGUGCAAAGGUUGCAAAAAAGAGUUCCCUUUUCCAAGUGCUCUUAGGUGUCAUAAAAGAUUUUGCAAAAAACUCCAGAUAUUGUUGGCAAAAAAAGCUCAGUCCACCAACCCUCCAAAACUAGAGACCUGUGAUGAAGAAAACCUGACCGCGUCUGGCAAAAAACGGGUGAUAGUUCAGACGGAAAGCAAACCUUCCUCCAACAACCUCAGUGAACAAUCUGUUCAGAAAGAUGGGUCCGCCAAAAAGCACUCCUGUGUACACUGCAACAAGAAGUUUCGUAACAGUUGGAGGAUGAAAGAGCAUGUGCGUGUUCAUACUGGGGAGAGGCCAUUCCCUUGCAGCGUGUGCCCAAAGAAAUUCCGCGUUAAUCAGGAACUCAAAAAGCACAUGUUGAGAAUGCACAAAGAGCCAACAAAGUUCAGCAAGACAAAUGAAAACCGUGCAUGGGCCAAACCUUUAGAGGAGACGGAAGAUGGUGGUGAGGAUCUGAUGUCUCCGAAGAAAGACACAAGUCAAGCGAUCAACCAAGUUAAGAGAAAUCGCAAUGCAGACAAAAGGGAAACUGCAAACUGGCAGACCAUGGGGACACGCUGCCCUGAUGGUUUCCUCUGCAUAUUGUGCCAGAGGCUCGCGAAAAACAAAUACCUGUUGAUUGAACACUUUCGCACCCACACUGGCGAGAAGCCCCUCAAAUGUGACCGGUGCCCUGCAGCGUUUCGUUCUCGUGGACAGCUAAGCAUUCACAAGAAAGUGUGUUCUAAUCCUCUCACGGGGACCCAGUGUGCAAAGUGCAAGAGGAAAUUCUCCUCACAGACAAACUACAUUAAGCAUGUGUCCAGUUGUCAAAGAGAUCGGCUUAAUUUCUGUAAGUUUUGUGGAAAAGCCUUCUUCACAAAGGGACGCCUCAGGAACCAUAUGGAGCGUUACCAUAAGUAAGCCAGUUUAC